AUGUCUGAUACUGAGCUGUAUCAAUUCAAUGAAGAAAAAUGGAUGGAGUGGUGUGCAGAUGUCAUGAUUGAUGAGCAAAAGACACUGAAAUGUCUUCAGAGGUUGCAAUAUACCAGUGCAGAUCUUCCCAAGGAAAAGGUGCUUUCCAAAAUUCGGAAUUAUCUACAACUUCUUGGCAGAAAGAUAGAUGAAAUUGUACAGGAACAUGAGGAGUCAUAUAAGCAAUCUAGGAUGACUAUGCGAUUGUGGAAUUAUGUUUCCUCCAUUUAUAAUUUGUCUGGUGAGAGACUGCAUCAGAUUUAUUCUAAACUUAAACAGGAGCAGAAUGCUGUGGCAGGGGUGGGGCCCUCCCACCUCAAUGGUUCUGUUUCUGGCCCCAUGGACAGAGAUAGUGAUCCCAGUCAGUGCCCCUCGUUCAGCCACAGUAAUGAUAAGCCUAGAGGGUACAUGAAGUUUACAUUGCACCAACCUUCAGAAGCAUUUCACAAAGAGCAGGAUACUGGAAAGUCAGAAGCUUGGAAACGGAGAAGAAGAAAUGAUGUUAAUGUCCAGUCCUCGUACCAACCUCUCGGCAAUGGUAAUCGGUUACAUCAAUCAAAUGCUUCUGGAAUUCUUGGGCGGGGCCCAACAGACAGUAGAUUCUUUACUGGUGAGAGACACCAGACUCGUUUCCCUGCUGGGCAAAGUCGACCAUCAGAUAUCAAAUAG
Messenger RNA from Nelumbo nucifera (sacred lotus), 708 nucleotides. RefSeq names its product protein CHROMATIN REMODELING 5-like. The record is from RefSeq and is a predicted model, not a curated record. Lineage: Eukaryota; Viridiplantae; Streptophyta; Magnoliopsida; Proteales; Nelumbonaceae.